Pochonia chlamydosporia 170 is the source of this 675-nucleotide messenger RNA. RefSeq names its product transcription factor Cys6. NCBI's taxonomy places the organism in Eukaryota, Fungi, Ascomycota, Sordariomycetes, Hypocreales, Clavicipitaceae. The transcript has a single exon. The coding region runs from base 1 to 675 and encodes 224 amino acids. The record is from RefSeq and is a predicted model, not a curated record.
AUGCCCGAGCCCCCGUACCUCGGAAUUCAUUCCUCUACAGCAAAGCUCAAGCCGCCAACCUACGAGUUUCGAUGGCUCUGUCUGCUUCCAGACCUGAUACGAUACCCUGCAGAGAAUAAAUGCCAAAUCCAGCUAGCAUACAACUAUAUACUGCAUUCUAUUACCUGCAUCAAUACAGUCAUCGAAACUAUUAUCCAUACCCCUGAAUGGACAGAGGAACAAGCCAUGGUGGUGAAUGAACGAUCUGGCCUUUUUAUAUCCAUCGGGGUCGUGCUAAACGCCAUUAUGCGCACCUUCCACCCUGACGAUGCGCUGUUGCGUGACCAGAGGCUUUUAUUUGUUGGUAGUGCGGUUGCUCUUGGGGAGAGAGGCUUGCGGGAGCGUCCGUUGGGAGGACAUCACAUUGCGGAGGCCUUGCUGGCGGCGUGGUGCGUUGCGGAUGGGAGUAGUAAGGUGAGCCUGCGAAAGUUGGUCGAGGAUUAUCGAGAGACGUUUUCCAUGGCUAAGCUGAUACACAACGUGGCUUUUUGGCCGGAGGCGCCGGUGCAACUGGAGGGGAUACCGUGGAUUACGUUGCAUAAAGGGGCUGACUGUCCGGCCAGCAAGACGGAUGGAAGAGACAAAGGAAGGGCAAAGGGUGGUCAGGAUUUGUCAGAGUACUGCUGUAUUUUGUAA